Molecule: messenger RNA, 1009 nt
Organism: Maylandia zebra (zebra mbuna)
Lineage: Eukaryota; Metazoa; Chordata; Actinopteri; Cichliformes; Cichlidae
Gene: dnali1
Product: dynein, axonemal, light intermediate chain 1
Cellular component (GO): axoneme; ciliary base
Molecular function (GO): dynein heavy chain binding
Source: RefSeq, a predicted model, not a curated record
UUAAAACGUAACGGACAUUGUUGCCAAGACAACCCAAACAAUGAGCGUGAACUUUAUGUAACUAAACGCUAGACCAAGAAGUUUCAGGUUUUACUGUAUAAGUUUAUUCUAUUCCUCUAUUGUAAACGACAAUGAUUCCUCCAGCUGACACGCUGCUGAAAUACGACAAUCCAGUUCUGGUCAACAAAAGCACAGACAGAAAAUCACCAAAGGGACGCCCUUUGAAAGUAAGCCCUCAGCAGCCCAUUGACUCUACACCUGUUCCACCACCUCCUAAACCAAAAUCAGCAUCUACUGAGGCUACUAAGCAGGAAAAUGAGGAGCUCCUCAAUUCAAUCCUCCCACCCAGGGAGUGGAUGGAGGGAAACCAACUGUGGGUGCAGAAAGUAUCCAGUACACCUUGUACGAGAGCAGAUGUGUUGCACCUAGAAGAACUCCUAAACACAAAACUGCAGCAAAGACAGGCCAAAGAAACAGGAAUCUGCCCUGUCCGCAGGGAGCUCUAUUCCCAGUGUUUUGAUGAAUUACUCAGACAGGUAACCAUCAACUGCGCUGAGAGGGGUAUGCUAUUGUGGCUGGUCAGAGAUGAGAUUCAGAUGACCAUUGCUGCCUACCAGACCGUGUAUGAAAGCAGCAUAGCUUACGGCAUGAGAAAGGCACUGCAGGCUAAGAAGGGCGAAGCUGAUAUGAAAAACAGAAUUUUGGAGCUAGAGAACGAGAAACAAGAACUGAAGAAGGCGCUGAAUGAAGAGAAGGCUAAAUGUGAAACAGUUGAGAAGAUAGAAGCUGAAAAGCGACAGCUAGAGGAAAAGAGGCACGAUGACGAGAUCCAGUUCCUAAAGAGAACCAACCAACAGCUUAAGGCUCAACUGGAAGAGAUAAUUGCACCAAAGAAGUAAAAAAAACAAAAACAAACAAACACUUAGCUGGCAUUUCUCUGUACAAGAUUGUGUUCACUUGUAAUUCAUCUUAUUGCUUAAUGAUACAUUAAAGUAAAAACUUAGUGUAA